This is a messenger RNA of Peromyscus californicus insignis, 2947 nucleotides long. It is a transcript of the gene Fam219b, whose product is annotated as family with sequence similarity 219 member B. Bases 117 to 710 code for a protein of 197 amino acids. The transcript has 5 exons. The record is from RefSeq and is a predicted model, not a curated record. NCBI's taxonomy places the organism in Eukaryota, Metazoa, Chordata, Mammalia, Rodentia, Cricetidae.
AGGCCGCGGAGGGAAGCCGAAGCCCUGCGCCACCGUCUUACUAAAGGAGUGCAAGCCCCGCCGUUCGUUCUUCCCCACGCUGGGCUGGCCACUGGCGGGGCUGGGCGGGGCGGGGCAUGGCGACCGCGGAGCUCCGGGGGCACGCGGUGCAGAUGUCCACCCAGGGGACCCAGUCUGGCGCGGCCCCCGAUGGCACAGCAGAAGCUGCGGGACUGCCUUCCGGACGGGGCGGCGGCGCUGCCCUCCGUCUCGGGGAACGCGCGCUCGCUGCUGUGGAGAAGCGGGGACCAUACAUGGUGACGCGCGCACCUUCCAUUCAGGCUAAGCUUCAGAAGCACCGGGACCUGGCCAAGGCCGUUCUACGGAGAAAGGGCAUGCUGGGGGCCUUGCCGAACCGCCCCGAUUCUUCAGGGAAAAGGUCAGUGAAGUUUAACAAGGGCUAUACUGCUCUUAGCCAGAGUCCAGAUGAAAACCUGGUGUCCCUUGACUCUGACAGUGAUGGGGAGCUGGAAUCCAGAUACUCCUCCGGGUAUUCCUCUGCAGAGCAGGUGAACCAGGAUGUGAGUCGGCAGCUGCUGCAAGAUGGCUAUCACCUGGAUGAGAUUCCAGACGAUGAGGCCCUGGACCUCAUCCCCCCUAAGCCGAUUGCCUCUUCCGCCUGCUCUUGCUGCUGGUGCUGUCUUGGGGAUUCUUCCUGUACCCUCCAGUAGCCAUAACCCUCCAGGAUGGGCCCUGCUCAUCGUGAGCCCUGAUGGCUCUUCACAGCUCUGUGCACUGGGCACUCUUGCCAGCCUAGAAUCCCUGGAAACACUGACCUUCUGGGCAGGCCACUGACCUCCAGGCAGCCGUCACCUGGUGCUUCUCCUAUCAGAAGCCCCUGUCUGGGUCACAGGCUAUAGACAGGUCAAAGUCUGCACUUCUCUUUUGGGGCAGUUUCAAGAAGCCAAUCUAAUAAGGGUAGGAGAAGAGACUUUCUGCGGUUCUUAUGCUACUGACAAGGAUUGCCAAGAAAACCAUUUGUAGACAUUCUGACUGUUGUUUGUCGGGGUGUUCUGAGGAAAGGGAAAGAAAGAGCUCCUCUGCCCAGGCUGUGCUGGGUGGUGUGAUGGGAGGCAGAAAACAGCACUUUAUGGCUUGCAGUAAGAAUCUGAAAGACUGUAACUGAGACCAAUUCAAAAAAUUCUGUGUUUUUCUUGCUCCAGCUCUAAGGUCAGUUAACAGGUUUGACCUUCAGGAAAGCACAAAGUGGGUUGCUACUUCGGGUUACAUCUGUCUAGUCAUGGCAAGGAAUAGAACCUGAUGAUGAUGUAGGGUUGUGGCUUUCCCAACCUCUGGACUGGGGCAUUCAUUCUACUAGUGCAGCUGUCUGGAUGGGUCUAGUGACUGGUCAGCCCUUCCCUAGUUAAAGGGAACUGUUCUGUCAUGUAUAUGUCCAUUUAGCUGCAGUUCCUUGGCCUUUGCUAGUUUUCCACCUGUUUUUUUUUUUGUUUUUGUUUUUGUUUUUUGUUUUGUUUUGUUUGUUUUUGAGCUAAUAGUUGGAUUGGCUCCUGGGGCUGGCACCAGAAACCUGCAGUUUUUGUGGUUACCAGCAGAGGGAGCUGCUGGGCAGUCAGUGCCUUCCUGUGUUUAGCUUUUAAAACGUUGAUGUCCUGGUGUGUAGCUAGCUGUGUGGCUUUGGCCUACAUGGGAAUGUUCAGCCAGGACGGGGAAGAGACCUAAGCCAGCUCCUGGACCCCCACUUGAGAUAAAUCAGUUUUCAGUGCAAGGGGAUUUCCCUCUUCUAACAAGAUUUAUUCCUAUGGCACAUUCCUCUGCCCCAGCACAGGGCUCACAGGCUGGAUGCAUAGGUCUGGUAGACCAAUUGCCUAGCAUGUGCAAUGCUCUGGGUUCGAGUCCCACACUGGGGGACUUUGUUCCCACACUGGAACAAAGCAAACCUGUGGUGAGCAAAGCCUUUCUCAACCCCAAGCCUGAACACAGCAAACAAAGGGAUAAUUUCUCUUGCAAUACUAAGCCUCUUUCUGGAAUUUCGUUUUCCAGAACCCUCUCCCCCACCUUUUCUUUGUCUUACCCAGGUGUGUGGUGAGACUUGGAGUGGACAGGGUUUCCAGCAUAACGGACACAAUAGAAUUCGGGGUUGGGCACCACUGACUGUCACAUUCAGUGACUACUAGAGGCUUAGGAAUGAUGUGCCCUCUAUGGUCGUGCUUGGUUCUUGGGACUGGGUUAUAGAUGCUAAUUGUACUCUGCAGUGGGACUCUGCAGCUGUGCAGGUAUCUCCCAUUCUCAGCACCUGUGUAAAGCCUGCAGGGAAGGAGCUCAGACCAUAUCUAGGCCUUCUGGAGAUCUGCAGAGGUGAAGCACAUGUGGAAAGCGAAUGUAUGUAGUAGUCUUGAGGAAGACUUGCUGGUGUGGCUCAUGAGGGCCAGAGUGGUUGUGGAACUUCAAUGUGGAGCCCUAUUCCUGUUGGGAUUUGGUUAAAACAGAGUAGUUUGUGUAUUCAGCAGCUGGGGGCGGGGUUGUAGUAACCUCCAAACCACACCCUCUGGGGUGGUUGUUGCUGUAAUCAACACUGAGGUACUUGGCUGGAACAGUCCCUGGAAGGGAAGUUCUAGAGCUGGGUGGCCUUCUGUGGGAAAGCAUUGCUUUAGUGAAAGCUCAGGGAUGUAGAGCAGGUGAUAAUGUCCAGUUCGGAGGUACCAGUAGAAAUGGUCAGUUGUUAGGGGCUAGACAAAAAUAAUACCAAUAAAGGCACAAUGGUGCGCAGAUUCUAACGCCCUCAAUUCAGAGUGCUGGGUGUUCUGCAGGAGGCAGUCCCUGGGAAGGAGGACAUCAGCUUCCUCAGGAGUGGUUCCACUGGAUGUUUACAGACCACUGUUCUACAGACCUCUUGGCUUGUACUUCCACGGUCUCUUAUAAUAAAUGCAAUCAUGGUAGUUGGUCUGUA